CAAGACCCGCGCCGCCGCUGCCGCGUGCGGAGGCGGGGAGGGCGGGGCGCGAGGAGUCGCGGCGGCGGGAGAUGCGGACGGCUGCGAGCACCCGGCGGGCUCGGGUGGGCCGCCGCCGCCUUCUCCGGCUCCGCCGCGGGGGUCGCAGCGGCUGCUGCGCCGUCCUCGAGUUUCCAGCGUGACGAAGAGGCUGAGGGCGGAGAGGCGCAUCGUGUUCGAGGCGGAGACCCAGGGGGAGCCCCGCGCGUGGCGUCGCUCAUUGCUAUGGACAGUGCUAUCACCCUGUGGCAGUUCCUUCUUCAGCUCCUGCAGAAGCCUCAGAACAAGCACAUGAUCUGUUGGACCUCUAAUGAUGGGCAGUUUAAGCUUUUGCAGGCAGAAGAAGUGGCUCGUCUCUGGGGGAUUCGCAAGAACAAACCUAACAUGAAUUAUGACAAACUCAGCCGAGCCCUCAGAUACUAUUAUGUAAAGAAUAUCAUCAAAAAAGUGAAUGGUCAGAAGUUUGUGUACAAGUUUGUCUCUUAUCCAGAGAUUUUGAACAUGGAUCCUAUGACAGUGGGCAGGAUUGAAGGUGACUGUGAAAGUUUAAACUUCAGUGAAGUCAGCAGUAGUUCCAAAGAUGUGGAGAAUGGAGGGAAAGAGAAACCACCUCAGCCUGGUGCCAAGACCUCUAGCCGCAAUGACUACAUACACUCUGGCUUAUAUUCUUCAUUUACUCUCAACUCUUUGAACUCCUCCAAUGUAAAGCUUUUCAAAUUGAUAAAGACUGAGAAUCCAGCCGAGAAACUGGCAGAGAAAAAAUCUCCUCAGGAGCCCACACCAUCUGUCAUCAAAUUUGUCACGACACCUUCCAAAAAGCCACCAGUUGAACCUGUUGUUGCUACUAUUUCAACCAGCCCAAGUAUUUCUCCCUCUUCAGAAGAAACUAUCCAAGCAUUGGAGACAUUGGUUUCCCCAAAACUUCCUUCCCUGGAAGCCCCAACUUCUGCAUCUAACGUAAUGACUGUUUUUGCCACCACACCACCCGUUUCAUCUAUACCCCCUUUGCAGGAACCUCCCAGAACACCUUCACCACCACUGAGUUCUCACCCAGACAUCGACACAGACAUUGAUUCAGUGGCUUCUCAGCCAAUGGAACUUGCAGAGAACUUGUCACUGGAGCCUAAAGACCAGGAUUCAGUCUUGCCAGAAAAGGACAAAGCAAAUAAUUCAUCAAGAUCCAAGAAACCCAAAGGGUUAGAACUGGCACCCACCCUUGUGAUCACAAGCAGUGAUCCAAGCCCACUGGGAAUACUGAGCCCAUCUCUCCCUACAGCUUCUCUUACACCAGCAUUUUUUUCACAGACACCUAUCAUACUGACUCCAAGCCCCUUGCUCUCCAGUAUCCACUUUUGGAGUACUCUCAGUCCCGUUGCUCCCCUAAGUCCAGCCAGACUGCAAGGUGCUAACACACUUUUCCAGUUUCCUUCUGUACUGAACAGUCAUGGGCCAUUCACUCUGUCUGGGCUGGAUGGACCUUCCACCCCUGGCCCAUUUUCCCCAGACCUGCAGAAGACAUAACCUAUGCACUUGUGGAAUGAGUGAACUGAGGAACAAAGAACAGAGAGACAUUCAACAUGAUGGCAUUUGAAGUGAGCAAUUGAUAGUUCUACAAUGUUAAUAAUAGACUGUUGUGAUUUUUGCCGUUCCCCAUUGAAAGCAUCUUUUUAGGAUUGUCUUUGAAUAGGACUCAAGUUGGACUAUAUGUAUAAAAAUGCCUUAAUUGGAGUCCAAACUCCACCUCCCUCUGUCUUUUUCUUUUGUUUUUCUUUCGUUCUUUUCCUUCCUUUCUUUUCUUUUCUCCUUUCAAAAUGUUUUGAGCUUUGUGCUGAAGAAAUUUUUGGUGGGGUUCAGUGGUUGUGCUUUGCAAGAGCAAUGAAGAACAAAGUUACUCCUUCUGUGUAUUGGGACCCUUUGGCCAGGAAAAAUUAUGCUUAGAAUCUGUUAUUUAAAGAAAUAUUUGUGAAAUGAA
Rhinopithecus roxellana (golden snub-nosed monkey) is the source of this 2011-nucleotide messenger RNA. It is a transcript of the gene ELK4, whose product is annotated as ETS transcription factor ELK4. The record is from RefSeq and is a predicted model, not a curated record. The transcript has 5 exons. Gene Ontology annotation, biological process: cell differentiation; regulation of transcription by RNA polymerase II. NCBI's taxonomy places the organism in Eukaryota, Metazoa, Chordata, Mammalia, Primates, Cercopithecidae. The coding region runs from base 265 to 1560 and encodes 431 amino acids. Gene Ontology annotation, molecular function: sequence-specific DNA binding; DNA-binding transcription factor activity, RNA polymerase II-specific. Gene Ontology annotation, cellular component: nucleus.